AUGGACCCUAGUAUCAACGAGCCCGGCUCCUGGCAGGAGAAAGCUGCACGAAAGCGAGAGGAAUGUGCCAGCAGAAUACCAACCGAAUGGAAGCUUUCUGAUGGCUUCAUGGCUAAAUUCUCAGCACCAUUGUCGGAAAACAAGAACGAUUUUAUCCGAACUGCGGCAAUCCGUGAAUCUGGAAUUCUGACAGCGCGUGAACUGAAAAUCACCGAGCAAUACACAGUUGCUGAAUUGAUCUCCGCAUUGGCAAUUGGGAGCCUUACCUCCGUUGAGGUCACUCUAGCUUACUGCAAGCGUGCUGCAGUCGCCCAGCAACUGGUUUCCUGUCUCACGGAAACCAUGUUCGAGGAGGCUCAAAAGCGAGCCCAAUACCUUGAUGACUUGAAAGCGCAGGGAAAACCAGCAGGUCCACUGCAUGGACUCCCUGUUAGCAUCAAGGAUAACUUCCAAUUUAAGGGAAGAGAAGCGACUACUGGACUGGUUUCGUUUCUAGGAGAGGUCUCCACCGAAAAUACUUCCCUUGUUGAUCUUCUUUUGGAACUAGGAGCAGUACUAUAUGUCAAAACCAAUGUUCCUCAAACAAUGAUGACAUCUGACUCUCAUAAUAAUGUCUUUGGGCGGACUCUGAACCCCUGGAAUACCCAACUAGGGCCCGGCGGCUCGAGCGGUGGUGAGAGCGCGUUGAUCGCUCUUCGAGGCUCCCCUAUUGGCCUUGGAACGGACAUUGCUGGUUCGGUACGAAUCCCUGCCCGUUUCUGCGGAACCUAUGGUUUCAAGCCGAGUACAUCUAGAAUACCCAACGGCGGGAUGCGAAUUUGCACGACACUGGGCUUGAGGUUCAUCUUAUCAACCACAGGUCCACUCUCUCUGGACUUGGAUGGGAUCGAGAUUCUCUUGAAAACAAUUUUCAGUGCACGGCCUUCCCUGUAUGACUCAACGGCUCUUGAUAUUCCCUGGAGAGAUGUUCCAAGAAAACCAGUCUUGAGAAUUGGAGUCAUGCAUGAGACCUUCCUCUUCCCUCUUCAUCCGCCUAUACGGAAAGCACUUAAUGAAUCAGUCAGCCUUUUGGAAGCUCAGGGCCAUCAGAUAAUCCACCUGGAUCAGGAAGAUUUUCAAAUUUUGGAAGCGAAUGACAUAGCCUGGAAUAUUUUCAACUUAGAUCAGGGCUCUAGAGAUCUCAUUGUUGGAGCUGGUGAGCCAGUUGUGCCUGCUAUUGGCAUCAUUAUGAACCGGAUUGAGACUCUGAUGCGGAUGUUCCCGCCGUCCCAGCCAGAAACAAGUGGACUCGAUCGAAUGGGGAAUCUAGCUCUCCUCAACGUGCGACGAGCGAAGCUACGUGAGAAUUACCGGAAGUUCUGGUUGCGACAUGAGCUGGAUAUCUGCAUUGCUCCGUUGUCUCAGAAUACCGCAAUCCCGCAUGAUACUUCCGGCAUUGCGCCUUAUGCAACAUUCUUGAACACUUUGGAUUAUCCAUCCUGUGUUUUGCCAUUUGGGGAGGUGAAUGACUUGGAUAACGAGGAAUUCAAGCUUGAAGAGGGCCAGAUAGCUCCCGAUUACAAUUUCGCACAGCUUAAAGGCGCCCCUACCUCUAUACAACUUUUCACUAUGAAUAUGCAGGAUGAAGAGUGUCUACAGAUGGCGAAACAAAUUGAUGAAUGUCUGAAGGGUGAAAACGGGCUCUAA
Penicillium malachiteum is the source of this 1686-nucleotide messenger RNA. RefSeq names its product putative general amidase. The transcript has 6 exons. The coding region runs from base 1 to 1686 and encodes 561 amino acids. The record is from RefSeq and is a predicted model, not a curated record. NCBI's taxonomy places the organism in Eukaryota, Fungi, Ascomycota, Eurotiomycetes, Eurotiales, Aspergillaceae.